Colletotrichum karsti is the source of this 1041-nucleotide messenger RNA. RefSeq names its product zinc-binding dehydrogenase. Lineage: Eukaryota; Fungi; Ascomycota; Sordariomycetes; Glomerellales; Glomerellaceae. The transcript has 2 exons. Bases 1 to 1041 code for a protein of 346 amino acids. Gene Ontology annotation, molecular function: oxidoreductase activity, acting on the CH-CH group of donors, NAD or NADP as acceptor. The record is from RefSeq and is a predicted model, not a curated record.
AUGACCCAGAACAAGACACUCAUCUUCAAGAAGAUACCCACCGGCCUUCCUGUGGCUGGGGAGCAUCUGGUCAUCGAGGAUCGUCCAAUCGACCUCGACGAUGCUCCCGAGGGGGGCCUUGUCGUCGAGAUCCUGUAUGCAUCCUUCGAUCCCUACCUGCGCGGCAAGAUGCGGGAUCCCAGCAAGAAGUCAUACUCCCCGCCGUUCGACAUCGACGGCCCCAUCACCAACGACACCAUCGGCAAAGUUCUGAAGAGCGAAAAUCCCGAUUUCCCGGAGGGCAGUCUCGUCGUCGCCCAUACCCCCAUCGCCGAGUACGCCCGCGUGUCUCCGGCCGUUUUGCAGCGGGGGCGCAAGAUCCACAACCCGCACAACCUGGACCUUGGCCUCUUUCUUGGCCCGCUGGGCAUGCCUGGUCUAACGGCCUGGUCCGGCCUGCAUAGGAUUGGACAGCCCAAGAGCGGCGAGACGAUCUUCGUCAGCUCCGCCGCGGGCGCAGUCGGCCAAGUCGUUGGACAAAUUGCCAAGCGGGAAGGGCUCACAGCCAUUGGCUCCGUGGGGUCUGAUGAAAAGCUUGACUUCAUUACCAAGGAGCUGGGAUUCGAUGCCGGAUUCAAUUACAAGAAAGAAAAGCCUCAGGAUGCGCUAGCGCGUUUGGCCCCUCAUGGUAUCGACAUCUACUUCGAGAAUGUGGGCGGUGACCACCUUGAAGCUGCUCUGACGAGCAUGAAGGUUGGUGGAAGAAUCGCAGUAUGCGGUAUGAUUGGAGACUACAAUACCCCAGCGGAGGAGCAGACGGGUAUCAAGGGAUUGAUGCAGCUCGUUAGCAAGCAAAUCACCAUGCAGGGCUUCCUUGUGGGUAACCCGAACUUUGGUCCUGCUCACUUCAAGGACCACCAGGAGAGCUUGCAAAAUUGGCUCUCGGACGGAAGCGUGAAGGCGAAGCUGUCAGUGACCGAGGGGAUCGACAAUGCGGCUGAAGGAUUGAUCGGCAUGUUGGUAGGAAAGAAUUUCGGCAAGGCUGUGCUGAAGGUCAAAUGA